CAAGAGUCUCUGUUUCCAUGAAAACAACCCUAAAUCAGGUCUGAAAUAUGCACACAUUUUAAGUUAACCUUAUACAGACAUCAUGUCCGUAGGGAACCUUCAUCGAAUACAAAAAGAACUGUCUCAGAUAAAAAACACCAAUGAUAAAUUGAAAAAUGUUCAAGUGGAAGAAUCAGAUUUAUUUGUAUGGAAUGGAGUGCUCUACCCUUUGAACCCACCAUACAGCAGAGGGGCUUUCAAAAUUAAAUUGAUUUUCCCAAGGGAGUAUCCCUUCAAACCACCAACACUGGAGUUUUUAACCAAAAUCUAUCAUCCCAACAUCGACGAGAAUGGAGCAGUCUGUUUGAGUAUUGUGAAUCCUGAAUUAUGGAAACCUGCAACCAAAGUGACAAACAUCAUAGAAGCCCUUAUAAGGCUUAUUGAUGAGCCAGAGCCAGAACACCCCCUUCGUCCUGACAUUGCAGAACUGUACGUCAAGGACAAGAAAAGGUUUCUGAAAAAUGCUGAGGACUUCACUAGAAAAAAUAGUGAGAAAAGAUGCCAUACGUCAAUACAAUUCCACAAUUGUUAACAUAAUAAAUCUUUCAUAGAAACACUUAUAAGUUUGGCAUUUGGAAAAUGUGAUAAGCAAUAAUUAUGUUUGAAUAAAAGUUGUCCCAACUAAGU
Molecule: messenger RNA, 666 nt
Organism: Homalodisca vitripennis (glassy-winged sharpshooter)
Lineage: Eukaryota; Metazoa; Arthropoda; Insecta; Hemiptera; Cicadellidae
Product: ubiquitin-conjugating enzyme E2 L3-like
Exons: 1
Coding region: 83-571 (162 amino acids)
Source: RefSeq, a predicted model, not a curated record